GGUAUAAAGAAGGAAAGACGCCACCGGGAUGUCAGUUCGAACCUUCCUCGACUAAGCUCAACAUGAACGCAAAGGUCCUGUGCCUCGUGCUGGUGGUGGCCGCUGCUGCCCAGGCUUCCAGGAGACCCUACGGGGGCUUCUCUGGAUCUUUCGAGUCCGGGUCCUUCGAGUCCUCUGAGGCCAAGUACGACUUCAACUGGGCCGUGAGGGACGACUCCUCCGGUAACGACUUCGGCCACCAGGAGUCCCGCGACGGCGACAGCACCAAGGGCUCCUACUACGUGCAGCUCCCCGACGGCCGCCUGCAGAAGGUGUCCUACUUCGUGGAGGGAGACUCUGGCUACGUGGCCCAGGUCAGCUACGAGGGCGAAGCGCGCUACCCUGAUUCCUUCGAGUCCUUCGAGUCCUUCGAGUCCUUCGAGUCCAGGGAGGGCCCCCGCCGCUACUCUCCCCCAAGGCCCGUGUACGGCUAGACUCUAACAAGAUAUCCCGCCGCGUCCCUCGCCUGAUCCUGCACCGCUUCGAACCCCGCCAUGCUUUGCCAGCCUAAGAGUAUAUUUAUUUUAUUUAUGAAACCCGAAUAAAGAAUCGAAGCAGUA
This is a messenger RNA of Portunus trituberculatus (swimming crab), 599 nucleotides long. Its product is annotated as pro-resilin-like. Lineage: Eukaryota; Metazoa; Arthropoda; Malacostraca; Decapoda; Portunidae. Bases 63 to 473 code for a protein of 136 amino acids. The transcript is spliced from 3 exons. Gene Ontology annotation, cellular component: extracellular matrix. The record is from RefSeq and is a predicted model, not a curated record.